CAGAAAUAAGCUAUUCCACUAUUUUAAAUGACUACUACAGUAUGUUGCUAUAAACGUUCUAUUUUAUUAUUAGUUAUUGUUGUUAUGUUUUUUUCUCUGCCUAAUUUUUAAAUUAAACUUUAUCAUAGGUAUGUAUCCAUGGGAAUAAGCAUAGUGUGUAGAGGGUCUGGUACUAUCCAUGAGCGUAGGCAUUCUCAGAACAUCUCGAAAUGUAUCCCUGUGGGUAAGUGGGGGCUACUGUACUGCUAAGAAUUUGUGUCUGUGUAUUAUUUGUCACAUAUAGUCUACCUUGGGCAAAAAGGACUCGAAUUUCUCCCAGAAGGAAAACAUGCUCAUUCCCCCUUGGGAUUCCCAUAAUCUGGUGGAAGCACAGCAUUAGCCUCUAAGUCUAGAGAGUUACUUCUGAUGUGCACCAGAUACAGGCGAAACACCUCAGGUACAGCUCUUUGGUUAUGGGGCCGCUUUAUUCUGAGACAGUGAACUAGAAAGAUAGGCUAUUUCCCUCGUGAUGAGAGGGAAAGCUUAGCUGAAGUAAACACUCCAUUUUAAGAACAAGCAAACAAUGCACGGCCAGGAUGCAGAAGCCAAGGCCAGGAUUCGCUUCUCCUAGGCCAAGAUUUGCUCCUCGAUCGGGGCUCAGCUCUGGUUCUUGGGAGUGGCUCCCUGGUUUGAGUUCUCAGCAGCUCUUGACUGCCUCUACACACUCCUCCUCUCCCAGAAGAGAUGCUCUGCUGUCCCUACCAUAAAAUUCUGAGAUCCUGGGGCGAGGGCUCCUGAUCAUGAACUGGUGGCACAUGGGGGCUGGAGGGACACAACUCAGCCCAUAACAUUGUAUGGACAUUUUUUUCUCUUGUCUCUCUAUAGUAAGUAGGCACAAAGCCUCUCCUUUAUGGAGAUAAGACUGUACAUUGUGAUUAUAAAAAGUUCACUAGGGGAAAAUUAGGAACAAUAACUUUGUGGUGGUUCUUUGUAGCGUAUAGCGUACUGGUUAUUUAUGUAUGUGGUUGUCAUUCCCAUUCAUUUUCUUCUCUUUUCCGUGUGUGUGUGUGUGGGGGGGGUAUGCUAUUGGGGAUCAAAGCCAGGGUAUCUCACAUGUUUAGCAAGCAUCUUUUCUUCCUGAUACGGCAGAAAAUCUCAAGAUUUUAUGUGCUGCAUGUGGCGGGUUCUCCCCGUCAGCACUGGGGUCUCAAUGACCAGGAUCUUUAGCUAACUAUUCACUGUGAAUGCUUCAGAGAAUUUAUUCAUGAAUUUGAAGAAUUUGAAGCUUGAUCUUCCAUUUUUAAAACAUUCUCCUCUGAUUGGUGCCCUUGGUAAUUAUAAUUGUUUACUAUAAAGGAAGAGGUUGGAGUAAAUGAUCUCUAACAUUCUUGGUAACUUUGCCUUUUGGGCUUCCAUAGAUUGUUUGCAUGACUCACUAGACUGGGGGUGAGUUCUCAGUUGGCUUUGACUUCUCUGACUUCCGUCCAUCCCAAAGGGCUGGAAGGUGGGGCUUAGGAAAGCUACCAGCUUUGCAGUGGGAGGGGAGCCCAGCAGCUAGCUACUUGUUUCCUUCUCUGUCAGUUCUUUGCUUGUUAAAACUGCCUCCAAACUGAGGACCAUCGUGGUUCUCCAGAACUGCAGGAUUUUUAUGAAUAAAAAGCUGGGAUAAUAGGUACCUAUGGAAUGAGUCAGAGUUGUGAGUGUGCAUUAGAAUUAAGUGGGCAUCAUCUUAAACCUUCUGGAUCCAAAGCUGUAGUGGCCCAGAUAUCUGCAAUGUUUGAAGCUUUCCAGUCGCUGGAACAAAAUACCCAAAGGAGGAGCGUUUUAUUUGGGCUCAGUUUGCAGAGGUUGCAGCGCAGGCUCUGAUGGCUCCCAAGAAGGGCGGCAUGGCAGAGGAAUGGGGGCUCACCUCUCUCGGUGCCCAGGAAGCAGGGUGAAGGGAGGAGCUGCCCAGGAAGAUAAACCCGACCCUUCCAGGCCACGCCCCCAGGGACCGCCUCUUCCGGCCAGACCCCACCUCCUAACACCAAGUCAGCUCUAGCCCCCUUAUCCAGUCAUCUCUCAGCAGUCCCUGCGAUGAGUGCAUUGCUGCUCUAGGGGACAGUGGUCAGGCAACAUGAAGGACCGGCUUGCAGAACUCCUGGAGGUGUCCAAGAGCUAUGAUCAGCAGUUCCCAGACGGGGACGAUGACUUCGAUGCGCCCCACGAGGACAUUGUGUUCGAGACGGACCACCUCCUGGAGGCCCUGUACCGAGACAUCCGGGACAUCCAGGAGGACAACCAGCUGCUGAUGGCCGACGUACGGCGGCUGGGCAAGCAGAACGCCCGCUUCCUCACGUCCAUGCGGCGCCUCAGCAGCAUCAAGCGCGACACUAACUCCAUUGCCAAGGCCAUCAAGGCGCGGGGCGAGGGCAUCCACCGCAAGCUUCGUGCCAUGAAGGAGCUGAGCGAGGCGGCCGAAGCCCAGCAAGGCGCGCGCUCGGCGGUGGCGCGCAUCGCGCACGCGCAGUACAGCGCGCUCACGCGCACCUUCCAGCAGGCCAUGCAGGAGUACAACCAGGCCGAGAUGAAGCAGCGCGACAACUGCAAGGUCCGCAUCCAGCGCCAGCUGGAGAUCAUGGGCAAGGACGUCUCGGGCGAGCAGAUCGAGGACAUGUUCGAGCAGGGCAAGUGGGACGUGUUCUCUGAGAACCUGCUGGCCGACGUGAAGGGCGCGCGCGCGGCGCUCAGCGAGAUAGAGAGCCGGCACCGCGAGCUACUUCGCCUGGAGAGCCGCAUCCGCGACGUGCACGAGCUCUUCCUGCAGAUGGCCGUGUUGGUGGAGCAGCAGGCCGACACGCUAGACGUCAUCGAGUUCAACGUGCAGCAGACGCUGGACUACACCGGAGAGGCCAAGGCGCAGGUGCGCAAGGCCGUGCAGUACAAGAAGAAGAACCCGUGCCGGACCCUCUGCUGCUUCUGCUGCCCCUGCCUCAAUUAGCAGGGGCCUCGCAGCCCGGGCCCAGCUGUACCGGAAGAGGGUCUCAGCUCCUUGCGGAAGUCCGGCUUUAGAGAAGGAAGAAACGCCAGGCUCGAGCAUAGGAGCCCAGCUCUUGCUUGGAGAGAAGCUGAAACGGUCCAGUGGUUCCUGGGAGAAGGCAGAUCCUGACUGACAUUGUGUGAGCUCAUUAGAGACAGCAGCAAAGUCACAUAAAGCACCCAUGCUGUCUGUGGGGUCAUGUCUGAGACUCGCCCCCUAAUGGAGACCCCGGGAGAAGGCAGUGCCUCGUCUGUCGGUGCACAGACUCAUUAUCCACACGGACAUCUGUGCGCCCUAUCUGAAAACUUCCUUGGUUCCGUCCGAUUCUGAGUGAAAUUGACCGUGGGGAAAUUGGACUUGUUCCUUCCUGAUUCGUCAUCUGAUGUAUGCAAUGUGAUUCCGGCCUAGAGAUAAACCUGUUAUUUUUUUUUUCUCAACUCUACUUAUUAAAAUCACGUUGAACACUUAAUAUUUUAUCUCCUUGACUUUUAAUAUCUUCUACUAGGAUAUACUCGGGGAUUAUUUUUCUAAACAUUUUUAAGCACUUAAUAUUGAGGAAGCACUCAAGUAGAGCUACGAGUCACAUUUUAUGGAUUUUUCACAUCAAUUAUAUAAAAUUUGUCUUUUUACUUGAUUGCAUGUGCACAUAUAUAUGUAAUUGUAAAUACUAAUAUUCACCAACGUGGGUACAUAAUGGCCAGUUGGCUUGGCUUUACUUUUGUAAGUGUGCUAUAUAAAGACCAAGAAAAACA
Molecule: messenger RNA, 3750 nt
Organism: Heterocephalus glaber (naked mole-rat)
Lineage: Eukaryota; Metazoa; Chordata; Mammalia; Rodentia; Bathyergidae
Source: RefSeq, a predicted model, not a curated record